Molecule: messenger RNA, 1237 nt
Organism: Diceros bicornis minor
Lineage: Eukaryota; Metazoa; Chordata; Mammalia; Perissodactyla; Rhinocerotidae
Gene: HOXD10
Product: homeobox D10
Exons: 2
Coding region: 35-1057 (340 amino acids)
Biological process (GO): regulation of transcription by RNA polymerase II
Cellular component (GO): nucleus
Molecular function (GO): DNA-binding transcription factor activity, RNA polymerase II-specific; RNA polymerase II cis-regulatory region sequence-specific DNA binding
Source: RefSeq, a predicted model, not a curated record
GACACAAUCUCUCUUCUUCAAAUUCCUCCCCAAAAUGUCCUUUCCCAACAGCUCUCCUGCUGCUAAUACUUUUUUAGUAGAUUCCUUGAUCAGUGCCUGCAGGAGUGACAGUUUUUAUUCGAGCAGCGCCAGCAUGUACAUGCCACCACCUAGCGCAGACAUGGGGACCUAUGGAAUGCAAACCUGUGGACUGCUCCCGUCUCUGGCCAAAAGAGAAGUGAACCACCAAAAUAUGGGUAUGAAUGUGCAUCCUUAUAUACCUCAAGUAGACAGUUGGACAGACCCGAACAGAUCUUGUCGAAUAGAGCAACCUGUUACACAGCAAGUCCCUACUUGCUCCUUCACCACCAACAUUAAGGAAGAAUCCAAUUGCUGCAUGUAUUCUGAUAAGCGCAACAAACUCAUUUCUGCUGAGGUCCCUUCGUACCAGAGGCUGGUCCCUGAGUCCUGUCCCGUUGAGAACCCCGAGGUUCCUGUCCCUGGAUAUUUUAGACUGAGUCAGACCUACGCCACCGGGAAAACCCAAGAGUACAAUAACAGCCCCGAAGGCAGCUCCACAGUCAUGCUCCAGCUCAACCCUCGCGGCGCGGCCAAGCCGCAGCUCUCGGCCGCCCAGCUGCAGAUGGAAAAGAAGAUGAACGAGCCCUCGAGCGGCCAGGAGUCCACCAAAGUCUCCCAGGUGGAGAGCCCCGAGGCCAAGGGUGGCCUUCCGGAAGAGAGGAGCUGCCUGGCUGAGGUCUCCGUGUCCAGUCCCGAAGUACAGGAGAAGGAAAGCAAAGAGGAAAUCAAGUCUGAUACUCCAACCAGCAAUUGGCUCACUGCAAAGAGUGGCAGAAAGAAGAGGUGCCCUUACACUAAGCACCAAACGCUGGAAUUAGAAAAAGAGUUCUUGUUCAAUAUGUACCUCACCCGCGAGCGCCGCCUAGAGAUCAGUAAGAGCGUUAACCUCACCGACAGGCAGGUCAAGAUUUGGUUUCAAAACCGCCGAAUGAAACUCAAGAAGAUGAGCCGAGAGAACCGAAUCCGAGAACUGACCGCCAACCUCACCUUCUCUUAGGUCCGAGGCCCGCCGGAGGCCGAGAUCGGAGAGGGGGCACCGCGUUCCAGGGCCGAGUGCUGGAGGACUGGGAAGGCGGAAACAAAACCUUCAUUGCUCUUUGUUUUUUGUUUUGUUUUGUUUUGUUUCCUGCUAGAAUGUGACUUUGGGGUCAUUCUGUUCGUGCUGCAAGUGAUCUGU